Molecule: messenger RNA, 1125 nt
Organism: Helianthus annuus (common sunflower)
Lineage: Eukaryota; Viridiplantae; Streptophyta; Magnoliopsida; Asterales; Asteraceae
Exons: 1
Coding region: 1-1125 (374 amino acids)
Molecular function (GO): zinc ion binding; nucleic acid binding
Source: RefSeq, a predicted model, not a curated record
AUGGCUGAUGCAAGAAAUAUUAACGAUGAUAAUGAUGAUAACAAUGAUGUGGCUAGACAAGAAGCAUUCGAGAACAGAGUUACAGAAGUAGCGGAAGGGGUUAUACAAGCCAAUCUUCCACGGUUGGCUCAAGAAGUAGAAAGCCGAGUUCUGGGGGUUGUGGAUGCUAUGAUGACUAGUAAGUUCGAAGAGUUGAAGGAAUUAAUCGAAGGAUCCAAGAGUAGAGGUAAGGAACGAAGGUGCACUUAUAAGGAUUUUAUGGCAUGCCAUCCGACGACGUAUGACGGUAAAAUAGAUCCUGUUGAAUGUCAAAGAUGGAUCUCGAACAUAGAGGCGGUCUUUAUACGAAGUCGGUGUGAUAAGGAGGAUCAAGUGAUGUUCGCUACCGGUUUACUAACCCAUCAGGCGAAGGAUUGGUGGGAUGCUCACAGCAAGGAGGUAGGCGAAGACAGACUGCAAGUUAUGACUUGGCAGGAGUUUAAGGGGCCCUUCAUGAGAUAUCAUUGUCCUCAGUCGGCUAUCGACAAGAUUCAGGAGGAUUUCUUACGCCUCCGGCAGAAAAACGAAUCAGUGAAUGAAAUAGCAAACAAUUUUAUGGAUAAGAUGAAGUUCUGUGGAGAAUUGGUAACAACCGAGAGGAUGAAGAUAAGUCGUUUUUAUGGCGUGUUAAAGGCAGAAGUUAGAGAGUUCAUCACUCCCUCAAAAUGUGAAACUCUUGAAGAGCUCAUUGAUUUAGCAAGGGAUAGAGAGAUCGAAAUUAAAAGGCAAGAGGAGCGAGGUGAAAAGAGGCCGAGUGAAAAAGGUGCAAGUUUUAGUCCAUCCAAAAAGGGGAAGUUUCAGGAUCAAGGAAGAAAGGGUAAGUCGAAAGGUGGGAUUACACCAUGCAAGACGUGUGGAAAGCUCCAUACCGGAGAAUGUUUGCUAGGUAAGAAGGGGUGCUUUAAAUGCGGUAAGGAGGGGCAUUCGUCCUAUCAAUGCCCGGACAACCCAAAGACUUGUUUCAACUGUUUCGAAAAAGGGCAUAUCAAGUCGGAAUGUCCAAAGCUUCAACAAGGGUCAAAGAAAGAAGAUAAGAAGCAAGAGGGUUCUAGGGCAAAAGGGGAGAAUGUUUCAGAUCACAUCUGA